Molecule: messenger RNA, 1239 nt
Organism: Gopherus flavomarginatus (Mexican gopher tortoise)
Lineage: Eukaryota; Metazoa; Chordata; Testudines; Testudinidae
Gene: BIN3
Product: bridging integrator 3
Exons: 10
Coding region: 331-1104 (257 amino acids)
Biological process (GO): endocytosis; actin cortical patch localization; plasma membrane tubulation
Cellular component (GO): cytoplasm; actin cortical patch
Molecular function (GO): lipid binding; protein binding
Source: RefSeq, a predicted model, not a curated record
CUGCUGUUCUCCGCUCAGCUGCUGGCACCGCAAACUCAAGUUGAGAGUUGAAAAAUCUCAGCAGUGUUCUCUCUGCCUCCUACUGUCACCAUAAAUAAUAAAGAUUUUAGGAUCAGACGUUUGCUGACAACUUUACUGUAAGAGAUUCCAGCUCUCUCUGCUGUGUCUAUGUUGGCUCUUCAAGAAUAACAGCAGAAACUUUUUUCUGUAUCCAUAAAGUCAGCAGAUCUACCUUGAAGACAAACAGGGCAUGGAUACGUUGAAUAGAAAGUUCCAGUUGAACAGAAUCAUUGUCCUGAUUAUACUGCCCUGCUGUUUAAAGAAAGGAAUAUGUACUUUAUAGUCCAGGAUUCCGUUCAAGAUUGGGCAGCCCAAGAAACAGAUUGUACCCAAGACGGUGGAGAGAGACUUCGAAAGGGAAUAUGGGAAACUUCAGCAGCUGGAAGAUCAGACCAAGAAACUGCAGAAGGACAUGAAGAAGAGCACAGAUGCAGAUGUGGCCAUGUCAAAAUCAGCUGUGAAAAUCUCUUCGGACCUGUUGUCCAAUCCACUCUGCGAGCAAGACCCCAAUUUCCUGGCGAUGGUAACAGCCCUGGACACUGCCAUGAAGAGAAUGGAUUCUUUCAACCAAGAGAAGGUGUGAACCAAAUCCAAAAGACGGUGAUAGAGCCCUUGAAAAAGUUCAGCAGCGUGUUCCCCAGCCUGAACAUGGCAGUGAAGAGACGUGAGCAGACUCUGCAAGACUACAAGCGGCUGCAGUCCAAGGUGGAAAAAUACGAAGAGAAGGAGAAGACCGGCCCCAUCCUGGCCAAGCUACACCAGGCCCGUGAGGAGCUGAGGCCAGUGAAGGAAGACUUUGAAGCCAAAAACAAGCAGCUUCUGGAAGAGAUGCCCAAGUUCUACAGCAGCCGCAUCGACUACUUCGAGCCCAGCUUUGAAUCAUUGAUCCGUGCUCAGGUUGUGUACUACACUGAAAUGCACAAGAUCUUCGGAGACCUGACAGAGCAGAUUGAUGAGCCAGGCCUCACAGAUGAGCAGAGGGAGAAAGAGAAUGAAGCCAAGCUGAGUGAGCUCCGGGCCCUGUCCAUUGUGGCUGAUGACUGACCGCCCUCAUCACGCACAGGGUGGAGGUGGAAACUGACUGACGACUCUAGGUUUCAAGAGCAAGAAAAGCGGAAACUAUUUCUGGCUACCUCAUGCAAUGGGCCUGGUGGUCUUCAGCCAAGGCCAGAUCAUGGA